AUGAACGGAAGCCCUGUCUCAAACCAGGCGCCAGAACAAGAAAGAGUCCAGCCUCUGGCCAAGAAAAAGUCCAAGCGGCCAUCUCGUACACUUGAACUGCCUUUCAUACCGUCCGAUUCACACAAAGACGUGUCCUCUACUAUGUCCCCCUCCCCGACGACCACCCGCCGCCGCGCCACGCUGACUCCGUACCAGGCCUGGCGGCACGCAACGGACAGUUUUUUCCCUCCAGAUCCUUACGUUCACGACGAUGUUACUUCCAAAUCAACUACUCUCAAUUCAAACGAUGUUCUAACCCCUGCCUCAUCUGGGGCUUGCAUUUCUACUACACCGUACACAACACCGACGUCUGGAUCCCGCUCGAGGUCAGGUUCAUACACAGGGGUUCACUACUCGACGGCACAUCGCCGCGUACCCUCUUCACCUUCCUUCCGCUCGACCCUCACACUCGCGCCACACACCUACUUCGACCGGCCCCCCUCUCCAUCUUCUUCAGUGAGCUCCCGCUGUAGUGAACCCCCUGUGAGCGCCGGUCUCAGCCUUUCCGAACUCCUAGCGAGUACAAAUACUGGCUCAUUCGGCGAACAGCCAGAUGAUGAGGUCGAAGGACUUGCCCGGAGGGAGACACAGCGUGAGGAACGCAAGCAAGCAAUGAGGGAACGUCACGCAGCAAUCCGGGAACGUAGAGAGCGCGAGAAGUGGGCCAAGGCUCAAACGCGCUGCUGA
Molecule: messenger RNA, 726 nt
Organism: Rhizoctonia solani
Lineage: Eukaryota; Fungi; Basidiomycota; Agaricomycetes; Cantharellales; Ceratobasidiaceae
Exons: 2
Coding region: 1-726 (241 amino acids)
Source: RefSeq, a predicted model, not a curated record